Molecule: messenger RNA, 1020 nt
Organism: Lasiodiplodia theobromae
Lineage: Eukaryota; Fungi; Ascomycota; Dothideomycetes; Botryosphaeriales; Botryosphaeriaceae
Product: Lipase GDSL
Exons: 4
Coding region: 1-1020 (339 amino acids)
Molecular function (GO): oxidoreductase activity
Source: RefSeq, a predicted model, not a curated record
AUGCCUUCUCAAUCUUCCAUUCCACUGUCUCCUGCGUUGAGCCUGGACCAGUGUAACAAGCAGGAACUGACGGGUGUUUCACUAGCCGGAAAGAAUGUAAUAAUCACAGGCGGUGCCUCUGGCGUAGGCGCCUCGCUUGCAGAGACAUAUGCGGAGAAGGGGGCCUACGUCAACAUUGUCGACAUCAACGAAGAGCUCGGCCUGAAGCACGCUGCCUCUCUCCAAGAAAGAGGCUACCACCAGGUCGCCGCCUUCAAGGCCGCCGUCCGCUUCCACCCAGCGCACGUCCUGCACGCCGUCGUCACCUGCGCCGGCCUUCUCGGCUCCCCCUUCAUCACACCCGACGAAGAACCCCUCUCACCGUCCACCGCCCUCGACGCCGCCGCCGACAUCCCGCCUACCCCCGACACCAGCGCCCUCGCCGUCAACGCCCUCGCCCUGCACUACACAGCCAAGCUAGCCCAACUCUACUUCGAGCUGCCGCCCUCCACCGCCGCCGACGGGACGAAUGGCCACACCAACGGCGCCGAAGAAGUCUACCACAAACACCUCACCGUCUUCCUCUCCAUGCUGACCUACGUCGACUUCCCGAACUCGGCCGCCUACACCGCGUCCAAGCACGCCGCGCGCGGCCUUUUCCGCAUCCUGCGCCCGCUUUUCGCGGCGAGGGGCCACCGCGUGAAUGCCGUGGCGCCGUGGUUGACGCGCACACCCAUGACGGACGGGUCGAAAGGCGGGAAGGAGGCGCCGGAUUUGUGCGGACUGUUUCAUGCCGUCGGUUGUCCGGUGGCCGAGGAUACGGGGGUGGUGGUAAGGGCGGUGCGGGUGUUGGAGGAGGGGGGUGUGGUUGGGAGAGUUCUUGGUGCGGGACCGGAUCGGGUUUGGGAUUUGAAGGAUGAUUUCGAGGGGCGCGAUGGGGCCGAGGGGACGGAGUACUUCCACCGGGAGGUGUUGCCGGGGUGGUAUGACUAUGCGGAGAAGAUGCGUCUCUUGAUUGAAGGCGAAGGACCAAAGGCUUGA